AUGUCUUCCACUGGCGUUGAGGUGCACGGGUCCGACCUGUUUGAUGAGCACGACCAGAAGCUCAUGCAGCGGAUCAAGUCGCAGUCCGAGCUGAACAGCGACGCGUCGCUCGAAGAGCGCGUGCUGGAGCGGUUCGACCGGUUUCUGGCUAAGCUGGAGUCGCGGAUCGAGGAUUUCGAAAAAUACUUCACCGACUCCGCCCACAAAUCGAAUCAGACCCACUACACCUUUUUUGAGGCGCUGAAGUCCAUCAAGGCCGCGGUAAUUCAGAACCAGCAGCGCAGUCUGCACGCGUUCGGACAGAUCUUGGAUAGGUACUAUGGCAGCUUGCUGGACGAGAAAAAAGAGUACGACUCCACCGACAUGUACGAGAAAAUAUCCACCGGGCUGCAGUUUCUGGACGAGAAAAUCGACCUGUUCGAGAAAACCUUCAACAUCCCGCUGAGCCCGCAGGAGCAUCUCGGACGACUGAAAGAGAAGCUGUACAAUUUCGAUAAAGCCGUGGCUACCGGGUCGAAAAGACUGCUCCAUUUCUAUGAGCUGCCUUUCCAGUGGCGCGAAAACAAAUACAUCAUUUACGGCUACCGGUUCAAUUCGAGCCAUCUGGCUGUGCUGAAGAGCGUCUUUCAGCUCCACAACGAAACUGCCAAUAUCUGGACACACAUAUUCGGGUCUCUUCUCCUCCUGUACAUUAUGCUCAAGCACUAUCCGGCAACCGAGGUCUAUGCACGCUCCAGCUUCGGCGACAAGCUGGUGACCAACUGUUUCUUCCUUGCCUCCAUCAAGUGUCUCAUGUCGUCUGUUAUUUGGCACACCUACGACUGCAUCUCGCAGCUCAAGCUACGCAAAAGAUUCGCGUGUAUCGACUACACAGGGAUCACCGUUCUGAUCACGGCGUCCAUCAUCACCACCGAACACAUCGCGCUCAAGGAGUUCCCGGCCGCAGAGCUCGGUUUCAUCUCAUUUUCCACCAUCGCCGGCGUCGUCGGGGUGCUGUUCACGUGGUCCGAGUUUUUCGACAAGCCCGAGUCGCGGCCCGUCAGAAUCCUAUUUUUCAUCUCGCUCUCGGCGCUUGGGGUCGCCGCCUUCUGCUCCAGUGCCGUGCUCAAGGGCCUCGAGUACUCGCUCCGCCUCUAUUCUCCGCUGCUCAAAAGUUUCGUGUGGUACCUGACCGGAGUCCAGUUCUACGGCACGCUGGUGCCAGAAAGAUGGAGAAACGACGUCAUCGUCGACAAGCUGGACAUCUGCGACGAGGCGAUCAGCGCGCUCGAGAAGUCGGACCAACUGGACGAGUACCUCAACAAAACGCCUGACGAGACGCCGAUGCGCAGUAGUUGGUUGUCCAUGUGGUGGGUCGACUACGUCUUCAGCUCGCACCAUAUCUGGCAUAUAUUCGUGUUGCUGGGCGUUCUGGGCCACUACACGGCUAUUCUGGAGAUGUUUUCUCUCGUAAACUAG
Molecule: messenger RNA, 1458 nt
Organism: Ogataea angusta
Lineage: Eukaryota; Fungi; Ascomycota; Pichiomycetes; Pichiales; Pichiaceae
Exons: 1
Coding region: 1-1458 (485 amino acids)
Cellular component (GO): membrane
Molecular function (GO): signaling receptor activity
Source: RefSeq, a predicted model, not a curated record